AUGGCCACUGUCACCUCCGACCAAUCCACCUGCCGCUUCUCCACUCGCAUCUCAAUCCGAUGGCUCCCAGAGCCCGCUCAGGAAACGACCGAUACAAUUGUGAUGUCCGUGAAAGACUGGUAUCUUGAUAUGCGGAUCGAGAAGACGACAGGGGAGAUUGAUUGGGCGAUUGCUGGGCAGAGAAUUGUUGAGAGCCAGGAGCCCUUACGGGUCUCCUUCUCCCAUGAACUUGAUUCUCACAAUGCCUUUGAGAGCGUGGAUUGUGGGACUUUCACCUCGUUGCCCAAUGGAGAUGAUCUCGAAACGGGCAUUAUGCCUCGUCCGGAUCUUCCCGGUGCACCUGAAACGGAAUAUGAGGAAGUGUGGCGGGAGUUGCCGUUCAGAGACGGCCCCGAUGGUCCCAAGAAGGGACUUUCGUGGGUGUUGGAGUCAGUUGAUGGGGAUUCCAGCAGUGAAGAAGGAGAAGUGACGGUCACCAAGACUUUCAUCGGUCGCAUCUGGGGAACGUAUUUGGCACUGCGGCAAACUCAAAUUCAUACGCGUCAGAGGACUCCGAAUGGUGGCUUGGUUGUUAGAAAAUCAGGCGCUGAUGUUAGUGCUAGAAGGGAAGAAUGGGGCUCGGGCUGGAGUGCGAAAUAUGUGGUUGGCGAAGGGGCGGAUACCUUGCCUUCGAUGAUGGUUGGCUUUGAUGGAGAGGGAUUUGGAUCUUGGAGGAUACCGGGCGAGAAAGUCCAAGUGCAAGGGAAGACUUAUACUGUUCGAGCCUUUGAGCAGAUUGAGUAG
Penicillium paradoxum is the source of this 783-nucleotide messenger RNA. RefSeq lists its product as uncharacterized. The record is from RefSeq and is a predicted model, not a curated record. NCBI's taxonomy places the organism in Eukaryota, Fungi, Ascomycota, Eurotiomycetes, Eurotiales, Aspergillaceae. The transcript is spliced from 2 exons. The coding region runs from base 1 to 783 and encodes 260 amino acids.